ACAAGACACAAUAGUCAGUGUUAUCAUUUUGUAUCAGGACUACGCCAUUUUCACAGCUGCAUUACAUGCAAUUGCAUUUGAAGUUUCUUUAUUUCACUGUCGCUCUUUAUGCAGGAGUGUGUAUGUGAGUGUUUGUGUGCACACUGUGCAGAUGGAUUGUUGUGGAUGUUGUGCUGGAAGAAGGUAUUUGGACGGCUGUAAGGAGCUCAGAGGCUUAGAACUGACCCUGAGCUGUUUGUUCCUGGGUGCAAAGCUAGCAGGUAGAACUGGCUGGUCCGUAUCUGAAAUGUCUGUACGGGCCUGUUGGAGUAACAGACCAGCCAAUGAAAGCAGUGGUCCUCCGACACAAGAGAAUGAGACACUUAGAGAAGCUUGCCCAGUUGGUGUUAGUUAAUUGUUAAAGGGGUAGUUGACAUGAAAUACUUUGUGAAAGUUGACAUUUCAUGUUGCGUGACAUCCUACAGUCCAUAUAAAAAAAAUUUAAACAGCAUUUUUCUAAUUCUUUUAUAAUUAUUAUGCAUGCCGCUUUUAUGACCUCAUAUUAAUUGAGAGACUACUACUAUAUUUUUACUUUGAAAAAUGCAUUUGUCACACUGCAGGACCAUUCAGAAUGAAUUAGUGAAGGCAAAAAAUAUGACCUAGCAUAUAUAGUUUCACUUAUACAUUCAUGUAAAUUUGAACUUAAAAUCUUGAUGUUGAUUGAAAAAAAAGCAUCAACAUGUUAUGCAUCAACAACCCACAUGCAAUCUUUGAAUUAUUAUAUUAUAGUGAAAUUAGGAAGGAAGUUGUUGUUGUUAGCUAUCUAUCUAGUUUCAGAGAGCAUUAUCACUGUAUGUGAAGGGCUGAAAGCAUUUUUGGGAAUGCUGUGAGGAUGGUUUAGUGGUCAGACUGUGUCUGCUGUCAUUGUUUUAUGAAAAUACAUUGCAGCUUAGCAGGGAUUAGUGUCACCUGCUGUCUUAUGCAAAAUAUGAUUUCAUUUAUAUAUUUGUAUUUUCAGCCAGCUGCAAAUCCCUCAAUUAUCUGUGAAGAUUUUCAUGAAACCCAGACGUGGUUUCAUCCCAACAUCACUGGGAUAGAGGCAGAACACCUCCUCCUGACACGGGGCGUCCAUGGCAGCUUUCUAGCGAGACCCAGCAAGAGUAACCCAGGAGAUUUCACUCUCUCCGUCAGGAGGAACGAUGAGGUCACCCACAUUAAAAUCCAGAACUCAGGGGACUAUUAUGACCUGUACGGAGGGGAGAAGUUCGCCACACUGGCCGAACUGGUGCAGUACUAUACUGAGCAGCAAGACCUCCUGCGGGAACGGAACGGAGAUGUCAUCGAGCUCAAAUACCCCCUAAACUGCAAAGAUCCCACGUCUGAGAGGUGGUAUCACGGGCAUCUCUCGGGGAGAGAUGCUGAAAAGCUCCUCAUGGAGAAGGGCAAGUCUGGCAGCUUCCUGGUGAGAGAGAGUCAAAGUAAACCUGGAGACUUUGUGCUUUCUGUCCUCACUAAUGAAGAAAAGCAUGAAAAUGUGGACCGCAAAACUAAAGUCACCCAUGUCAUGAUACGUUAUCAGGAUGGUAAAUAUGAUGUAGGAGGAGGAGAGAGGUUCGACACUUUAGCAGAUUUAGUCGAGCACUAUAAGAAGAACCCAAUGGUGGAGAAAAGUGGAAUUGUUGUGCACCUUAAACAGCCAUUCAAUGCCACAAGGAUAAAUGCAGCAAACAUUGAAAACAGGGUGCGAGAAUUAAAUAAAGUCGCUGACAACUCAGAGAAACCCAAGCAAGGCUUCUGGGAAGAAUUUGAGGUUUUACAGCAGCAAGAAUGUAAACUCCUUUAUCCCAGGAAAGAGGGACAGAGACCAGAAAAUAAAAAUAAGAACCGAUACAAAAACAUUCUGCCCUUUGACACCACUCGAGUGCAAAUCAAAGAGGCGGAUCUUGACGUGCCUGGCUCUGAUUACAUCAAUGCCAACUACAUCCGAAGUGUGCAUGAAGAAGGUCGUCAUGUGGAUGAGGGUAAAGUGUUUAUCGCCACUCAGGGUUGCCUUCAGAACACCGUCUUAGACUUCUGGAAAAUGGUGUAUCAGGAAAACUCUCAUGUUAUUGUCAUGACGACCAAGGAGAUGGAGAGAGGACGGAAUAAGUGUGUACGGUACUGGCCAGACUUAAAUUCCACUAAGGAGUUUGGGAAGGUGUGUGUGAAGAACAUUGAGGAACAUACAGCUCAGGACUACAUACGGCGAGAGCUAGAGGUUACACGUCUAGACAGGAGAGAGCCUCCCAGGUUUAUCUGGCACUAUCAGUACCUGAGCUGGCCUGAUCACGGUGUUCCCAAUGAACCUGGAGGGGUUCUUAGCUUCCUGGAGCAAGUAAACAGGACCCAGAGUGCCAUUGCAGAGAGUGGACCAAUAGUGGUUCACUGCAGUGCAGGGAUUGGAAGAACAGGCACAAUUAUUGUGAUUGACAUACUUAUUGACAUCAUAAACAGACAAGGGUUGGAUUGUGACAUUGACAUCCCAAAGACCAUUCAGAGAGUGCGUCAGCAGCGAUCCGGUAUGGUGCAGACUGAGGCCCAGUACAAGUUCAUCUACAUGGCUGUUCAGCAAUACAUUGACACUGCUCAGAAGAGACUGGAAGAGGAGCAGAGGAACAAAACAAAGGAGAGAGAAUACUCUAAUAUCAAAUACCCACAGAUGUCAAAUGCCAGAGCCAAGCCAAAUAUGAGCUCAUCUCGUACUUCAUCUGUAAGGAACGAUGACUCUGGUGUGUAUGAAAAUGUAAACAUCAAGAAUCCAAAGGGCUCUGCAAGUGGUAACACCCGGAGAUAAGCCAUGUGUGCUGCUGUCUCAGAAACUCUGAAAUUCAAAUAGAGGUGUUGUAGAAGCACCUGACCAUGGAGCAACUCUCAAGGGGACUGGCAGCACCUACUGUACGCUGAGGUCAACUAUGCCCAGCUUCAAGCUGGAGAUUCCACAGAGAUCUCCACAUCUCCUCUCUUCUUCUCCUGCCUGCCCUCUCAGUUGAGUCUGAGAAGCUCACACUCCAAAACCAAGUGCCUGAUCUGCAGCCGAAACUGCUCCUACAGAGAGGAGGACGUUUGACUUGGUGCUUUCUCUUCCCCCUUGUAGUCUAAUAAUCACUGCACUAAUCUACAUGAUCGUUUGUAUAUGUGUGAAAUAUAUUAUAUAUGAAUAUUUACACUCAGUGACAUAACUUAGAUGAAGAUACGCUCUUUCCACAUGCUCUAUGGCUGUUUCCAGACCUUUCUUUGUCUACUGGACGUGGUCUACUGUAACCAAAGACCUUUGCUAGAUCACUCAGUAUCUCACGAGUACCAGUCAUUAGCACUGUGUUGAGUGAUGCUCGUGGCUUGGUGAUGUAAGAAGAACAGAACUACACCACCUUUGCCAGCCCUCAGGAAUCACCCCUUUUCUUCUGAGGUGAUGUAAGCUGGAGUGAUGUUUGCUCUGAGAGUCUGGUCAAUGUGCGACCAGUGAAUCGGAUACCUAGUAAUUAGGUGUUUCAAACAGACUGAUUUGGUACAGUGUGAUAGGAUUUAUACAGUAUGUGCCAAUUAGCAGCCUGUGCAUCAUGUCUGUAAAAGCUUCUGCUUUGAUGCUGUUUUAUAGAGCGUUACCGCCAAGCUUAUGAAAAUUCUGAGGGAAAUCAAGUGCUACUGUCAAUCAUAGGCUUAUCAACCAAUCAGGCUGGCUGGUUCCUCCCACUAGCAUAUGUUUUAGGCUUUUUGUUCCUGAAAACAUCUGGCAAGCCUUCAGUAUUAGAGUUUUGGGAUGCUUUUGUUUGUUUGUUCGUUUUUUUUUAUGUUGAUAGUAAUUUUAUUAGCAUCUAUGAUUCCUUCAGAAAGUUUUAUCUUUUGUUGUGAUAUUUGUAAAUGUGAUUAUGAAAUCUUGCGCAUAUGCAGGUAUGUUUGGAAAGCAGAAUUUUCCUCUAGUUUGACUAUGGUUAUUCCGCAUUUUCCAUGCUUUUUAGACAUAAACACGGUAUGUUUGCAUUACAGAGUUAUUAAUAGCUUGAUCUAAAGACAUUAGAUAAGCCAUAGAAUUUCUACGUCAAUUGCAGGUUGUGAUUGCACUGGGGAGGCUUUUGAAUGAAAAUGUAAAUGAAAAACAUGGUAUUACUAAACUUCUGCAAAGGGGUGUAUGUCAGGAUGUUGGCCAAGUCAUUGACGUAAACAGCCUUCGUUGGAGGCUAAAUAUGGGCAAGGCAGAUGGCCCUGGGCUAAGAUUAAAGUAUAUAUUUUUUUUUGUGUGUGUUGGGGGGGGGGGGGGGGGGGGGGGG
Messenger RNA from Myxocyprinus asiaticus (Chinese sucker), 4283 nucleotides. Its product is annotated as tyrosine-protein phosphatase non-receptor type 11-like. Lineage: Eukaryota; Metazoa; Chordata; Actinopteri; Cypriniformes; Catostomidae. Gene Ontology annotation, biological process: protein dephosphorylation. The transcript has 16 exons. Bases 911 to 2812 code for a protein of 633 amino acids. Gene Ontology annotation, molecular function: protein tyrosine phosphatase activity. The record is from RefSeq and is a predicted model, not a curated record.